Periophthalmus magnuspinnatus is the source of this 1810-nucleotide messenger RNA. RefSeq names its product polymeric immunoglobulin receptor-like. NCBI's taxonomy places the organism in Eukaryota, Metazoa, Chordata, Actinopteri, Gobiiformes, Gobiidae. The transcript has 7 exons. The coding region runs from base 9 to 1286 and encodes 425 amino acids. The record is from RefSeq and is a predicted model, not a curated record.
GUUCCAUCAUGUUGGCAUCAUGGAAACUGCUUUUCAGCCUCUUUUUAGUGGAACUAUGUGGCACUAGUGCUGCAUCGCAGGUUGAAGUCUAUGCAUACACCGGAGGAGACGCCAAAGUGUCCUGCUCAUACCCAGCGGGCUAUGAGACUUAUGAAAAGUACCUAUGCACUGAAGCUUGUACAGAUAAUGACGUUCUGGUUAAAACCACAAAGCAGACAGCGACUAGAUACUCCACAAGUGACCAUCAGCAAACACAAAUAUUUACUGUGACUAUUUCAAGUGUCCAGAUGUCUGAUGCUGGAAACUACUGGUGUGGGGUGAGCAGAUCAGGGAAGGAUAUCUACACCUCAGUGACCGUCCACGUUAAAUCAAAUGAUUGUUGUGACAGUGUCCGUAACAUCCUGGGGUAUGAGGGCAACAAUGUGUCCAUAAGCUGUCCACCUCAAAAUGACAACAGUUUUAAAUACAUGUGCAAAGGAUCGCAGCCCUCCGCAUGUCGCAAACAGGCGCUUGUCACAACCAGCAAGACACAAAAUGGACAGUUCAGACUCAGGGAAUCCGAGAGUGAGUUCACAGUGGAGCUUUCUGCUGUCACCAAACAAGAUGCUGGAUCAUAUCUGUGUGGGGUCGAGAGAAGCAAUGCCUUUGAUGUUUUUUCUCGUGUUGACUUGACAGUGAAAGAAUGGUGCUGUGUGACUCCACAUGAUGUUGAGGGUUUUCUGGGGCAGUCGGUGACCCUGCAGUGCCCAUAUCCUGAUGAACAUCGUCCCAACACAAAGUUUCUGUGUAAAGGCGAUAAACGAACCACGUGUCAAACUGUCGUGAGCAGCAGAGAGCGUAAAGACAGGUUCAGACUGCAGGACACACGGUCUUCCAGCUCCUUCUCUGUCACUAUAACAGGGCUCACACAGAACGACGCAGGGGCCUACUGGUGUGGCUCUGACUCACAGUGGACCGCUGAGAAAAACUACAGCAGAAUCCAGCUGACUCUGAAUGGUGGUACUAUGAGUUUGCGUAUUAUUUUGUAUGUGGUGCCUGGAUUAUUGCUGAUACUGGUAGUAGUGACUUCUGUCAUCGUGUACAAAUACUCAUGUCUCAGAACACAAGAUGAAAGAGAAAGUAACAAGAUCAGGUCUGCAAAAGAGGAAAUUAGUAUCAAUGAGGUCUAUUCUAACCAUGCUCCAUCAAAGGUUAAGAAGUUUCACCGUGGUGAUGACUGGUGUGUGCCCCAGGACGAGACCUUGUAUGAAAACUUUAGUAAUGUCCCCAUCUACGGUAACUGUUAAAACAAAUGUACAAAACAGAUUAGUUAUAUCAACACAAAUUACAUAGAUAAUAUAAUUAUGUACAAAGACUAUUAUUAUAUUUCGUAUGUUUUUUUCUAAAGUAUGUGACAUGUUAAAAAAAUACACCACUGUGCAUGUAAGUCAUAUUUUUUCUAUAUUUUGUGUCCUUUCCAACUUCAGUGUUUUGCUUGUUUUUGCUUGUGUUUGUUAAACAUGAACAUGGUGAAUAUUGCAUGUAGGCUGAAGGUGUAACAAUGGGCUUUGGUGUACCAUGAUUUCCUGCCUAGAAAUGAAUCGGGUGUUUGCAGUGAACUUAAAAAAAACUUUGUGAAACCUUGUCACAUAAACAGACGCACAAAAGCAGAACAACGUCGGCCUAUCUAAAAUAGAAUGAGAAGAUGCAGAACUGAAAGCCUGAGUGCUGAUGCUUGUAAAUGUUGAACUGUAAUAAUGGUAAGUAAGUAAUUUGCUGAAAAGUGAUGGAACUGUAGUUAAAACCAGUUCUAUUAAACUAUGCUAUUAAG